Messenger RNA from Megachile rotundata (alfalfa leafcutting bee), 441 nucleotides. RefSeq lists its product as uncharacterized. The record is from RefSeq and is a predicted model, not a curated record. NCBI's taxonomy places the organism in Eukaryota, Metazoa, Arthropoda, Insecta, Hymenoptera, Megachilidae.
UAGACGCUUUCUCUCAGCGAACAGCGCCUUCUGGCGCUCGACUAUGGACACUUCCCUUGAACGAACAGCGCCUUUUGGCGCCGUGCAUUUGUUUUACAUUUUGAUAUUAAUAAUUGCAUCAUCAUGGUCAUUAAUUCAUUUGUUUUCGCCGCGAUAGCUGCAUACGUUUCUUGUGCGGAUAUUUUUUCAUAUAACCGAAUACAAUUAUUCAUAAAUUUUUUCCCUAUCAUGGGUAAAUGGACAAAUAUAAUCUGUGACGAUACAGAAGAAUCAUCGGAUUCUGAACUCUCUGCAGUUUUUGGAGAAAUUGGAUACGAAGCUUGCUUCUUUUCAAAGGACGAUGUCACUUCAAGCAAUAUAUACCUUCAAAACGAAGUAGAUUUGGAAUCAAGUCGUAUGUUAUCUGCGAUUGUUAUACAGGGUAUAUCGAAGAUUUUGUAG